This is a messenger RNA of Hansenula ciferrii, 1011 nucleotides long. It is a transcript of the gene IPI1, whose product is annotated as Ipi1p. The record is from RefSeq and is a predicted model, not a curated record. Gene Ontology annotation, biological process: rRNA processing. The coding region runs from base 1 to 1011 and encodes 336 amino acids. The transcript is spliced from 3 exons. Lineage: Eukaryota; Fungi; Ascomycota; Saccharomycetes; Phaffomycetales; Wickerhamomycetaceae. Gene Ontology annotation, cellular component: nucleus.
AUGGGUUCUACUAAGAAGCAAAAGGAGAAGAAGAAGGAUUUUCAAUUAAAAGUUGGUAAAACUAAAGCUAAACCAUCAAAUUUUACAGAUACUUCAUUUGUUGCAAAGAUUCUUUCCAAAAGAAAUCUCGACCAAGAAACAGAUUUGAUCAAAAGAUUAUCACUUGUUAAACAUCAUGCAUCAACAACAAGAAAAGAAACACUUAUAUACAUUCAAGAACAUUUACCAGAAAACCCUUCAUUAUAUAAACAAAUAUUGAACGCUGUGGUGCCAUUAAUAAUAGAUCAAUCAAGAUCUGUACGAUCUGCAUUGAUUGAUUUAUUAGUUCAUGCUUCUGAAAAACAACCAAAUUUAAUGGAAUUACAUACAAGAUCAAUCAUUUUAUUUGUUCAUAGUGCAAUGACACACAUUGUUCCAGAUAUUAGAAAUGAUUCAACUAAAUUCUUGGAUGUUUUGAUCAAAUUUGGUCCAGAUUCCUUAGUUAGAUCUGCUUGGGUGAAGACUCUUAAAUCAUAUUUUGGAUUGUUAAGUUGGACAUUAAAUGAUACUAAACAAUCAGUUUCAUUAGCUAUAACCAGUUCAUCAGUUACAAAUUCAUCAAAUAAAACAAAGAAACAAAGUUUAGAUUCAUUGAUCAAAUUUAUAAAUACUGGUUGUUUCCCAGAUGAAUCUGCCUCAGGUAAACAAAAAAUUGUAUUAACUUCACAUCCAUUAACCACUAAAUAUUUGAUCCCUGUGACACCACAACCAUUUGCCCACCUCAAACUAUUUACAGUGGAACUAUCAUCCAAAACAAAUAAAAACACCACAGAUAAUACAAUCGAUUUAAACACAAUAAGUUGUGAAGAUUAUCUUACAAGAAAAAAAGUUUUAAUUGAAUAUUUCAUCCCACAAAUCCGUAAAAACUCGAAAAAUCUCGUUAAAGAAGGUGGUGAAGUUGGUAAAUCAGCACAUACUUUACUUUCCGUGUGUGAUAAAGUGGAAGAAUCCAUGAAAAGUACUGAUUUGUGA